This is a messenger RNA of Chara braunii, 1957 nucleotides long. The record is from the annotation of a GenBank genome assembly. NCBI's taxonomy places the organism in Eukaryota, Viridiplantae, Streptophyta, Charophyceae, Charales, Characeae.
GGUUUUUUAUUUUUAUUAUUAUUAUUCUAUCUUUUUUGGAAGGGGGAUUGGGGGGCGUAUGACAGGAACAUGGGGAUAUGGCGAGGAGAGGGGGAUAUGGAGAGAGGAGGAGGAUGUGGACGAGGAGGAUGACGAGGAGGAGGAGUCGAGAUGGGGGAGGAGAAGAGAUGGACGGAGGGAAAAGAGGAAGGGCAGGAGGAGGAGGACGAGUGGGAGGAGGAGGAGACAUGGACGGCAAGGAAGGGGAGGACACGAGGAAGGGAAGGAGACGAGGAGGCAUUGAAGAUGAGGAAGUACAAGGAGGAGGAGGAGACAAGGAGGAUGAGGAAGGGCAGGAGGAGGAGGACGGACAGGAGGAGGAGGAGGAGGAGACGAAAAGGAGAAGGGAGGAGGAGACAUGGAGGAUGAGGAAGGGAAGGAGGAGCAAGGAUGGAGGAGACGAUGGUGUUGUCAGUGCGGAUGGUGAAGUAUUGCCCGUCGAGGUAUGGGCGCCAGACUAUGAGGGCGUGAAUCACGGCGAGGAGUUCCUUCUCGUUGAAGGGGUAAUUCAUCUCCGCGGGAAGGAGCUUCUUGCUUGUGAAGGCGAUGGGGUAUUCGCCAAGUGGAGCCCCGGGGUGAGUGAGCGAGUCCUUGAUGGAGGGGGUCUCGGCGGUGUCGCGGGGGAAAUGUUGGGACAGUACGGCUCCAAUGGCGAAGUCGGAGGCAUCAGUGGUGACAUAGAAGUGGCGGGUGGGGUCGGCGAUCUUGAGGACGGGGGUUGUGGUGAUGGUUUGUUUGAGAAGAUCGAAGGCAUGCGCCGUGCUGGCGGCGAUCAGGAUCGAAAGGACUUGGCGGAGGUGCUGAAGGUGAGACUCGAAGGUGGGGUUGAAGACAAGGAUGAUGGCGAUAGUAGUUGGCAAGGCCAAGAAAGGAACGAAGUUGGAGAAGGGUCUUGGGUGGGGGGUAUCCGAGAGGGUUGUGACCUUCGAGGGAUCCAUACGGAUGCCUUCAGCGGAGACAAUGUGGCCGAGGAUCGAGAGGACUUGGCGGAGGUGCUGAAGGUGAGACUGGAAGGUGGGGCUGAAGACCAGGAUGUCAUCAAGGUAGACGACGACACAGACUUCGAGGAGGUUGUGGAAGAUGUGGUUCAUGGUAGAUUGGAAGGCAGCGGGGGCAUUGGUGAGUCCGAAUGGCAUCACGAGGAACUCGUAGUGCCCGAACCGAGAGCGGAAGGCGGUCUUGUGGGUGUCCUCCUCGCGGAUACGGAUCUGGUGGAAGCCACUGCGAAGGUCGAUCUUGGUGACUCCCGAAUGCCGCAUAAGUACGACACUCGUGCUAAGAGGAAAGCAAUGAGAAACAACAAGACCACUCAAUAUGAUACGAAUGUUACGUCAAAACCUGGAGCCGAACAUUCGGAGAGGUCGAAGAAAAGUGGAAAUGAUGAGAGGUCGGUGAAUCUUGGAAGUGAACAUCCUCGGGACGAUCAUCAUGUUCUUAGUGAGGUUGAACGUCGAUGUUCGCAAGGGAAUACCCUUGAUGAUGCUGAGAACAUGGUUGUGGAGGGGGGUGGUGACGAUUGUCGUGCCGAUGAGGAUGGUUCGCGUAGAGGUCAGUCGGGUGGGCCUGUUAACCUUACAUUUGUCGAUAAUGAGGAUGAUACCGUUACGGGCGAUUCGAAAGAAGACUAUGUUGAAUCUACUUUCAAGAGGAAAAAGAGUCGUGGUGCGAAAACUAAUCGUUUGGAUUCCCCCGAAGUGGCGGAGCCUACCUUGGCUGAUAAUCGGGUGAGACGACAACCUGUUGUUGAUGAAACGGGAACUCAGAUUGUAAGAGCGCUGAAUGCGCUUCCUGAUGAUGCACUUUAUCUCUUCCGUUUUAUGCACUGCUUGCUGGGCGUACCGGGUUCAUGAUUCAUCUUCGCAAUCUCAACGCAGUGGACGCGAAAGACAUGUUUGCGCCACAUCGCAACCACAAAAUC